Anolis sagrei ordinatus is the source of this 1801-nucleotide messenger RNA. It is a transcript of the gene CFAP418, whose product is annotated as cilia and flagella associated protein 418. Gene Ontology annotation, cellular component: cytosol. The record is from RefSeq and is a predicted model, not a curated record. NCBI's taxonomy places the organism in Eukaryota, Metazoa, Chordata, Lepidosauria, Squamata, Anolidae.
GGGAGCCGAAAGCAGAGGCCAAAAUGGCGGACGAUUUGGAUGAGUUGCUGGACGAAGUGGAAAACAAGUUCUGCCGCCUCUCGCGGAGAGACUGCGCGGACAGGAAUGGGGCCAAGGGACGGGAAAAGGGACGCUUCCGGGAAGAGGAAGGAGGAGAAGGAGGAAGAGAAGGGGUGGAGGCGGCCGCGGGGGGAGAGACAGCUCGAUUUUCCAAAGAUGCUAACGAAGAAGAAGAUUUAGAUGACAUAAUUAAAGAUAUAAUUGAUGAAAAGAGCUCUACCCAAAGUCUUGUGAAACAAACAUCUAAGUCAUCCAGCCCUGCAUCUGAAAACAAUAUUACUACUGUUCAAGCCCAUGGUAAAAGAUGUUGUCCAGUAUACCUUGGCGGGAGCACUGCACCGAUUGGUAUUGGAACAAGUAUUUCACAGAGAACGUGUGAUAGGUUACGUUGUACUGCCUGUGAUUUCCGUGUUUCACAUUAUGAUGACUAUCAGUGGGACAAAUCAUGUGAUUACCUCUUUUUCAGGAAUAAUAUGCCUGAAUUCAGCAAGCUGAGAGCAAAGAUGCUAAAGAAGAAGGGAUCGCGGGCCUAUGCUUGCCAGUGCGCUUGGAGAUCUAUAGAUGGACUAACAGACCUCUCUACAGACAGACAGCUCCGCUGGGUUUGCAGCAAGCACGUCCAAUGAUAUUUUUGUCUUCAACCAUUUCCCUUCAAAUACCUUCUGUUCCUUCUCAGUGAUAAAUGCAGUGUGUUCUUCAUACAAUUAGACCUUGUUGCUAUUCCAAAUAUAGAUGGAGCACUUUGCCUUGUCUCUAGUUCCUUUGCGAACUAACCUCACUGGGAAGAAUAGCAAGUGGAAGACUUGAGGUCCUGCUGUCUGGAGAAUGAAAUGGGCAAGGACAGGUUCACAUAAGGAUUUGAGAUGACGAUAUUAAUAAAAAUCCUUAGAUUUCACAGCACCCUCCACUAAAUAACUAGAAAGAGGAUAAAGCUGAAAGAAAGUGAAGGCGAUGUCAUAGAAGGCAUCUCAAAUCUAGAAGAAACACACAAAAAAUAAAGUAUAAAGAAGCUAAUGAUUUGACUGGUACAGUUUUUACAGUGAGCUUGUAAAACUGAAAAAUAGUUGAGCAUUAUCGUAGUCCAUUCAAGAUUUUAAUGGUGAGGUAAUGAUGGAAUAAGAUAGCUUCUAGCAUUCUGCUGUUGACGUCUAUAGUCAAAUUAGUGCUGUUCUAGAGCAGAACUAGCAGAAGCCAUAAAAUUGGCAGCCUGAGCAAGAAGCUGAAUAGCAGUAUCAGGUGAGGCUAGGGUUAUAAAAGAUACCUAUCUAAUUCCAAAUCAUGUUGUUAGGCUGCAGUUCAAAUGAACUUUGAGCAAGGAGUCAUUCCCACUGGACACAGUAGUGCAGGUUGAGCGUCCCCUGAUGGGAAUUCCAAAAUACUCCAAAAUCUGAAUUUUUCCAGAAUGGUGACUGAGAUACUGAUAUCUUAAUUUUCUGUACACAAUGUUGUUUCAUUCAUUAAAUUAUUAUUAAAAAUUACCUUCAGACUUUGUGUAUAAGAAACAUAAAUUAAUUUCAUGUUUUGACUUGAGACCAAUCUCUGAGACAUCACACUAUGUAAAUACAGAUAUUCUGUAAGCUUAAUUUCAUUUUAUGCAAUGUAACCCGAUCAGAACUGAAGUGCAAACAUUUUUGAUAUGCCUUUUAAAAUGAACAUUUGGAAUCUAAAAGUAAACAACACAGAAACCAUUCAUUCCUAUUUUUCUGUAAUGCUACAACUAUUAAAAGCUAUAUUCUUGUUA